Frankliniella occidentalis (western flower thrips) is the source of this 2220-nucleotide messenger RNA. RefSeq names its product neuroguidin. The coding region runs from base 156 to 1103 and encodes 315 amino acids. The transcript is spliced from 7 exons. Gene Ontology annotation, cellular component: nucleolus; small-subunit processome. The record is from RefSeq and is a predicted model, not a curated record. Lineage: Eukaryota; Metazoa; Arthropoda; Insecta; Thysanoptera; Thripidae. Gene Ontology annotation, biological process: maturation of SSU-rRNA from tricistronic rRNA transcript (SSU-rRNA, 5.8S rRNA, LSU-rRNA).
UCGACAGGACAGGACCACGAGAGCGGCUGCUUGCCCGCUUCGCGUGCGUUCGUGUUUACAUUCGAACUUGUUUCUAAUUUUUGGCCGAAUAUUUUUAUAUUCAUCCCCAACAAUUAUUCUGGACGAACUAGGCUUCGUUUCUAACGCCAUUCAAAAUGGUGCAGGCUGCGGCAGUUGAGGAAAUGGUAGAACAAGAUUUACCUCAGGCAAUGCAACUUCUGAGUGAGAUGAAUCAAAGUGUUGAAUCUGUGACAAAGCUUGUUGACAAUAUGUUAAGUCAAGUGAAGAAGGGGGAGAUGUCAACUGAUUCUGGUUUGAGCUUUCUUGAAAUGAAAUACCAUAUGUUGCUAAGCUACCUCAUCAACAUUACAUAUGUAGUGUUGCGGAAGGUAUCUGGAAAUAAAAUUGAGAAUGACCCUGCAAUUGACCGCCUGGUUGAGAUAAGAACAGUGCUUGAGCGUAUUCGACCUAUUGAUCAUAAACUUAAGUAUCAAAUAGAUAAGUUAGUCAAAGCAGCUGUCACUGGACAGACUGAUGCCAAUGAUCCUAGCCAGUUUCGUGCAAAUCCUGAGAACUUUGCUAACAAGUUGGGAGAAUCUGAUGAGGACAGUGGAAGUGGAGAUGAUUCUGAUGAUGAAAACUCAGAAAGCAAGGAUAAAAAGAAGUCUGGUGUCUAUGUCCCUCCCAAACUUGCAGCUGUGCACUAUGAUGGUGAUGAGACAACAAUGUCCAGACAACAAAAGCAGUUAGAAAGGGCCAAAAAACGAGCUUUGCAGAGCUCUGUCAUGCAGGAGUUAAGAGAGGAGUAUAUGGACACGCCAACAGAAAUAUCACAGGCUACAGCUACUCAAACUGUAUUAUCUCGUCAACACAGAGAACGGGAAGAGUAUGAAGAAACCUAUUUCACUCGCUUACCUGUCAGCAAACAGCAGAAGCACAAGUCUCGCCGUCUUACCACUCUUGGUACUCUUGGAGAUGACUUAACUAGGUUUGGUGACAUAAGUGUCUUGGAAGGUGGCUCUGGAACUUCAGCAAACCCAAAAAAGAGGAAAUCAUCAGCUGCUAAGGGAAAAAAGAAAGGAAAGAAGAGGAAGCUCCAUUGAAACAUUCUCAAUUAAUACAAAUAGAGCUGAAAUCACACCUUCUGAAGAUUUUUUUUUUAAAUAUUCUGUUCUUCUUUGUUUUUGCUUUCUGUUUUCUUUUUUUGUUUGAAUGUUUUGUAAUAUUCAUCUUUUGUAAUUUAUUUUCCGCCCUAAUUUCUGCAAUAUUUUUCUUUGGAGUAAUGAGGGCUUAAUUUAUGCAAUAAGGUAGGAUGUAGGUUUAUUAUUUACAUUAACCCAUGGGAAACGUGAAUGUAUAUUGCUUCAGUGUUGUGUAGUUUUAAAUUGAAAGGUGGGAUAUUGAAUGAAUCAUCCACUACUUCAUAAUUUUAGAUAUUUGCUCUGUUUCAACAUCAAUACGAUGUUACAGUUCUAAUUUUUUGAAAUCAGUGCUGCCCGAACAUAGAUUUGAAGGCAUCGUAUGUACAAGAUGUUAUCUUAUUCUAAGAUUCAUCCUAAAUCCUGGUGAUUUCCAUAAGACUGAUUCGUGGGUACUACUUGCUGAAUUUAAUCUCAAAAAUGUAGGAAAUACUCACCUUUGUGUACAUACAACAAACAAUUGAAUUUCUCAUGUUCCCUUUUUUUCUGAUUUUGAUCGAACAUUGUGAUAUUGAUAACUUGCUCUUGACUCUUGAGCUGCAAUAACUGCCACAUAUGCCUUGGACAAUUUCAACCGCCAUAUUUUUGUACUCUUUAUUCAACAACCCCAGAAUUGUAUAUUGGUCUAUUUUGUGUAACCUCUAACCCACUGAGGUUUACUUGUAUAAUCAUUUGUGUAAUGUAUGUACUUCUGUAUUUUGUUUUAUGUCAUAUUUGAUUUGGUUUUUUUUUUUUUGGGGGGGGGGGGGAGGGGAUUAGGGUCUUAAUACCAUUUAUGUUAAAAAGGUCAAAAUUUAUUUUAAUUGUAUUUUUCUAUGCAAGAAUAGACUUAAAGAAUUUCGUUAAGACCCAAGCCAAAACAAAAACAUAUAUUGGGUACAUGUACACCAAUUGCAAUAAAUUACUGCAUUAUGCAUUAGUUUUUGAUUCUUGAAUUGAUAUAAUCUCUUCAAAAUUAUAUUUUGUAACUGAAGCAAAAACCUUCCUUUGUGAACCUGGGAAUAAAAAAAUAUCUUCUUAA